Molecule: messenger RNA, 3149 nt
Organism: Zootoca vivipara (common lizard)
Lineage: Eukaryota; Metazoa; Chordata; Lepidosauria; Squamata; Lacertidae
Gene: DNAAF8
Product: dynein axonemal assembly factor 8
Cellular component (GO): dynein axonemal particle
Molecular function (GO): dynein complex binding
Source: RefSeq, a predicted model, not a curated record
AGAGACGUGUAGUGACGGCGGGCAGAAGGGAGGUUGAUGACAGCUAUCGGCACCAGUAUCUGAAAUUCAGCUGAGUAGGUCACAUAGGAUCACUUCAAAUGGCAUCAGAGGAUCAAAACAAGGAAAAAGAGGGGGGUCCUAACCUUCCGACAGCUCCUUUCCAAUGGGGAGCCAUCCUGUCUGCAGUGAAAGAUCAGAUUCCUUCAAUGGAUUCUGACACAUUAGUGUCUGAUUGCAAUGAAGAUGAUGGGGAGCUUUUCAUCUUCCAGCGUGAUCAACCCAACCUGGUUCCUGACUUCUCAGAGGAACUUGAAGACCUUCCUCCAGAAGAAGCACAAUUGCAGAAAACAUUUGAGUUUAUGAGACAUCCAAGAGAGACCUGGAAUGAAGAUGGAGAAGGUUUUGCUUUUCAGAAAGACAAGAGUCCUAGAGGACAUAUGUUACUAGACAGGGACGGAUUUGGUCUUGUGACUGAAGAAAAGUCAAACCAACAGGCCAUUGUUCCUUCAUUGUCCUCUACAAAUGAGCAUAAACCUGGAGAGGGAAUGUCAGGGGUCCCCAGAGACCAAGAACGAGAUGUCAGGGAAACUAAGGGGAGACUGAGCUGUUCACCUGAUACAUUACCAUCUGCGGAAGUGUCACCUUUUUUGAUGCUAAACACCAGUGAAAAAGAACGAAGGAAACUAAUAGAAACUAAAAUUCUCUCCAAGGCGACAUUGGGACCCCCUUCUGGAGAACUAGGUCAUCCCCAAGCGAAAAACAAUAACAACAAUUUAGAAAUUGCAGAGCAGGAGCCAGGAGCUAUUUCAGCUGAACACCCCCGAGAGCUGAUGCUGUUUGCCUUCAAGGACAUUGAGAAGUGGAAUCUAGACAAGGUACUACAGGACCUGGAGAAGCAAAGUGGCGAUAGAAAUUGUACAGUGGAGGCUGCUUUUUCUUCAGUGAACCAUGAAGCUCUCAGGGCUCAGUCACAAACAAGGCUCAUGGGAAAGCUGGAAGAGCUAUGCCUCAAGCAGUCAAGGGCAUUUUUCUCACACCGCAGGAGGUGCCUUGCCAAGUUUCCCAACUUCAAUGAGUGCCAGGGAGAUGGGAGAGACGUACCCAUCCUGGCGUCAUGGACGAACGGCCAAAGCCUUCCUCCAAUUGAACUGCAACGUUUUCCAGAGCCGCCAACAGUAUAUAUUGAUCUAAGGGACACAACAUCUCAGAAGUCUGAGCCAUUGGCUGAUGAACAGCAAAGCUGGAGCAGCAGCUCCACAGAUGAGGAGGAGGAGGAGGAGGAGGAGAAGGAGGAAAUGGAAGUGACAGACCGAGAGAAAGUGGAAGAGGGGAUGAAAGAGUUUCCCCAGCCAUCACGCAAGGGUUGCACUGCGAAAAGCUUUCUGCUGCAGCAGCUCCGUUACUUUCGCAAGACAUCUCAGUCUUCAUCUGUUGCUCAGGACAAGGAAAAGUGCCAGAAUCUCAAGAGCUCAGAAGAAAAUGACCAGCUGGGAGUCAGGAGAAGACAGAGCCUAAAACUGAGGAGACUGACCUCCACGGGGCCAGGGAAUUCAGAAUCUAGUGCAAGAAGCUUCCGCGCUCUGGAUCUUAACAGUGUGGCGAGGAGCUCAAGAGAACUUAAGGAAGAAACCAAAGAAGAGUCAAACAGAGAGACACCUCGAGACUUUGCAGACAAAGACACAGGACACCCAAGGACAGAAGAAAGCCAAAAAGAAAAGCAGGCAGAAGAGAAGCGCAGGAAACAGAGCCUCAAGGAGCAGCUGGAAAACUUAAAACCUCAGCACUCCACCACUGGAAAGCAGCCCAUGGCAGAACAGACCCCUGUCUUAUUCCAUACGGAGGCCUCCUACCUUGCCCCUGUCAACACGCUGCCCACCCCAAAAGGCGCCAAAAGAGAGAUGCUGCUCAUGACCAUUUCGUUAUCUAGCUGCGGACAGGUUGCCCCUUGCUGCCAGCAGACCAGCUUCUUUCCUGGAACCCCCUUGGCAGCAGCAGCUAGCAUCUACCCUGCAGUUGUGACCUGGCUCCUGUCUUUGGUACCCUGCCUGGGAGCCAGAGGAGAGAGCAAAGCACCAUUCCAAGUCUUGGGGUUGCAGCAGACCUGGUAUAAGGAUGCCCUGGCACUCCACGCUUGUUUAACGCCAGUCAGCGAGUCGGAAGUCCACAGCGGUCGGAAGCAUGAACCCAAGAACUCCCUCCAGGGAAUGUCUCUGUUCCAUCAGCAGAUCUCCAUGUUUCUCUCUCAAACGUCUCUCUUGGAUGUUAUCUGGUGGAAAGCACAACUGGACAGUCACAUGCAGAAUCAGUCAUACCCCUUCCUUCCUGAGAUUCCUCCCAUCCACUUCAGCCACUUUGCUACCCUUAACUCAGACCCCAUGGCGCUGGAGAAGGCCUUUGCGGUGCCAGCUGGGUUUUACUGGCAGACCGUAGAGACGGAUGAAAAAUACUUCCCCAGCAGCAGUGAUAUCAGGGAGGGCAGCGACACGGAUAGUGAGGUUGCCAUGGCGCUGCUGUUUGAGACCCUGCUCAGAAGCCCCCUGGCUGUCCAUCACACACUCCAGCUGAUUCUUGCCUCUGGUUUGGAUAUCUGUGGAUUCCGCCUGCUCUACCCACAGCCGAACAUGUUCCUCUCUAGCACAGUAACACCACCUUCUUGUUAUACCCAAGAGAAAGAGCCCUCUGUGCUAGCACUGAGCCUGAGAGGGCCGAGAGCCUAUGGCAUCCUGCAAGAUAUCAUGGGCCCCUCUGAUGCGCAGCUGGCCAGAGUUACGGACUGCCGCUCGAUCAGCGCAAUCUAUGGUUCAAGCCGAGCCGAGCCCUUUGCCUACCUCCCUCACAUGGAAAGCCGAGUACAUAGGGAGCUGUGCUUCUGGUUUGGAGGGAGGGUGAGCUGCGAUGGGACGCUUCAUGGUGGAGUUCCAAAUCCUGUUGGCAAACGCAGCAAACUAAGACUUCCUAGGCCUUCACUCCACAAGGCAGAUGCUGACCAAGAACCAAGCAACUUGCAGGACGCUACAGCCUUAUGGCCUCCAGUGGCUCUUGUCUCCACCACCAAAGGUUGUUCUUGCAAAGCAAAUAUUGCACAAGAAAUUGAAUCUCCUUUCCUUGCAGAACUCUUCUUUCAUGCAGCCACCACUUCUUUGCAGUAG